Acaulospora morrowiae is the source of this 1524-nucleotide messenger RNA. The record is from the annotation of a GenBank genome assembly. Lineage: Eukaryota; Fungi; Glomeromycota; Glomeromycetes; Diversisporales; Acaulosporaceae.
AUGGCAGAAAAACCGUCCUUACAACGUUAUGUAGUUCGAAUUAUAAUAAUGGUUCCUAUUUAUGCUAUCUCAUCGUGGAUUAGUUUGGCCUCGACAAAUGCCGCGUUUUAUGUUGAUGGUAUACGAGAUGUUUAUGAGGCGUUCGUGAUUUAUUGUUUCUUCAAUCUUCUUAUAAAUUAUCUUGGUGGAGAGAGAGCACUCUUGAUCUUGUUACACGGUCGUCCGCCAACCCCACAUCUUUUCCCUGUAAACAUUUUUAUCAGAAAUAUUGAUAUUGGAGAUCCUUACGCGUUCCUUUUCCUGAAACGUGGUAUUCUUCAAUAUGUAUACCUUAAACCGAUAUUGGCAGUUGUUACUAUGAUACUUAAGUGGUCAGAAAAUUAUGGAGAGGGUCAUAUCGAGAUUUCAAAUGAAGAUUUACGGCCAUAUCGACCCAUUCCAAAAUUCCUCUGUGUGAAAGCAAUUAUCUUUUUUUCAUUUUGGCAAGGCUUCGCGUUAUCUAUCCUUGUGUAUUUCGGAAUUAUUCGUGAUUCUGGAAUGAAUACGGCAGAGAGUAUUUCAGUAUCAAUACAAGAUUUCCUCAUAACCUUCGAAAUGUUGAUUGCAGCAAUGGCACAUUGGUAUGCCUUUUCAUAUAAGGAUUAUAUUGAUUCUUAUGGAAGAUCAGGUCGGAUGCCAAUCAAAUAUGCAUUUAAAGACUGCAUGGGAUUUCGUGAUGUGAUUGAGGAUACAUUACAGACUAUUAGAGGCUCGCGUUUCAACUAUAGGACAUUUGAACCUGCCGAGGGUAUGGCAUACAUUGGACCGAGUAGGACUGCGAGAAUAAUGGCUGGGUUACGAUUCAAAAGGGGUGGAGAAAGCAAGUAUUGGCUCCCGGGUCCUAAUUCCCACACGCCUUUACUUUCCGAGCAGAGAGAUGACGAUAGUAAUAGUUUAUAUUUUCGUGAUCCUGACCCGGAAGAUGAAAUUGAGAAAAUGUAUGAGAACUGUAGAAGAUUAGGUAGAUAUGGGGAUUAUAAUUUCCCUGUGAUAUACACUAAUGAAUAUGGAAAUUCAAGCAAUAAUCCCCCCAAACCAGUAAGAAAGGAAACAAUGUCUAGGAGGAAGCAAAAAGGAAAGAACAAAGUUCACGAAAUCUAUACUGAAAAUGAUAACAUGGAAUCUGGAUCGAACACACUUUAUGAUGAUCCAAAUAUUUCACCACUUCGUACUGGUUGUAUUGAUCUCGUAAAAGAGGUAUCAGAUGGAAAUAAAAGGUAUUUCAAGGUUUACUCUGAUGCUCCAAUUACUCAACAUGCAACACCGGCAUCGAUACAACCUUACACAUCUGUUUUGCUUAGAGAUCCAUUUAUUCAAUCACCAACAAGUGUUGGAAAUUCUUCACAAUCACAAAUAAUAAAUGAAAUCCGGCAGGAAAAUGAUGAUGAUAUUGAUGACUCUCAUGGAGAAAAUCAUACCAAUUACUUGAGCAAUUCGAUGAAAUCAUUAGAGAAAAACAUCUGGAGUGACGACAUCUGGAAAUAG